UCUCACUCCCUCUCUCUCUCCCAAACAUGGCUAAUUUUGGAAUCAUAAUCAGUAUCUUCUUCAUAUCACUUACAUUUGCACAAAUAAAAAUUGGUUUUUCUUGUCAGGUCUAUGUGGUAUAUAUGGGAGACAAAAUGAACUACACUUCUGACGAGUUCUUAACAAAAAACUAUGAAAUUCUCACCGAAAUCCACGAAGGAAGCUUCGACAAAGCGCAGUCUUCUCAUGUUUACAGUUAUAACAAUGGUUUUAGUGGAUUCGCUGCAAAGUUAACUGAAGAACAGGCAUUGAAAAUGAGUGAGAUGCCUGGAGUUGUUUCAGUGUUCCCAAACCGGAAAAGAAUUCUGCACACCACUCAUUCGUGGGACUUCAUGGGACUGGAAAUGGAUUCUGCUAAAGAGAUUUCAGGCUUCUCUACUAAAAACCAGGAAAAUGUGAUAAUUGGUUUCAUAGAUACAGGAAUAUGGCCAGAGUCUCCAAGUUUCAGUGACGAAGGGAUGCCACCAGUGCCUUCAAGAUGGAGAGGGAAAUGUCAAGCAGGGGAAUCAUUCUCAAAUUCCUCAUGUAACAGAAAAGUGAUAGGUGCAAGGUACUAUAUGGGUGGCUAUGAGGCUGAGAAAAGAAUGGCUGAAGAAGCACAAGUGCAACCAACUGAAACUAGGGAAUUCAAAUCUCCUAGAGAUAGUUUAGGACAUGGAAGCCACACAGCUUCGACGGCGGCUGGGCGGUUCGUCUAUGAUAUGAACUACGAUGGACUAGGCAUAGGAACAGCAAGAGGUGGAGCACCAAAUGCCAGGAUUGCAAUCUACAAGGCUUGCUGGGAGUCUGGAUGCUAUGAUUCAGACUUAUUAGCAGCAUUUGAUGACGCAAUUGAGGACCGCGUCAACAUAAUUUCAUUAUCUCUUGGUCCUGAGUCGCCUCAGGGAGAUUACUUCAACGAUGCCAUCUCCAUUGGUUCAUUUCAUGCUAUGAGAAGAGGAAUAAUAGUAGUUUCUUCUGUUGGAAAUGCUGGCACUAGAGGUUCUGCAACCAAUUUGGCUCCAUGGAUGUUCACAGUGGCUGCGAGCUCGACUGAUAGAGAAUUUGUAUCUAAUAUCAGACUUGGGAAUGGAGAGAACUUGAUGGGAGUCAGUCUCAAUACUCACCAGAUGAAUUCUUCAGUUCUAACUGUUGAUGCCUCGGAAGCAAAUGAUGGAUACUUCACUCCAUAUCAAUCAAGUUACUGCUUGGAGAGCUCCUUGAAUAGAACAAAGACCAGAGGAAAGGUUGUGGUUUGCCGGCAUUCUAGCAGCUAUUCUGAAUCAAGACUGGAGAAGAGUUUGGUGGUGAAGAACGCUGGUGGUGUGGGAAUGAUUCUGAUUGAUGAAAGAGAAGAUAAUGUUGCCAUUCCCUUCGUCGUUCCUGCAGCAAGUAUUGGAAUUGAAACUGGUGAUAAAGUACUGUCUUAUCUUAAUCAAACAAGGAGACCGACCACACUUAUUUCUCCAACAAAGACAGUACUGAAAUCACAAUCGGCACCUCAAGUUGCCGCAUUCUCUUCGAAAGGUCCCAACUCUCUUACACCAGAGAUUUUAAAGCCUGAUAUCAUGGCUCCUGGACUCAAUAUCCUAGCAGCCUGGUCUCCUGCAGCCAAAAACAUGAUGUUUAAUAUCAUUUCUGGAACUUCCAUGUCAUGUCCCCAUGUAACCGGAUUGGUUGCUUUGAUCAAGUCUGUGUAUCCGAAUUGGUCUCCAGCUGCAAUUAAGUCUGCAGUUAUGACAACAGCAACCAUACUGAACAAGAAUCGCAAAGCCAUUACUGCAGACCCGAAUGGAAAAAAGGCAAACCCCUUCGACUAUGGUGCUGGCUUCCCAGAACCAACAAGAAUGCUAAAUCCAGGCCUCAUAUAUGAUACUCAACCUUCAGAUUACAAGAACUUCCUAUGCUCCAUUGGCUAUGAUACCGAAUCACUACAGCAAAUAACUGGAGACAGCAGUCUGUGCUUGAAGCCUGCUCCUCCUGCUUCAAAUCUGAAUUACCCCUCGAUCACAGUGUCAAACCUCAAAGAUAACAUGUCAAUCAUCAGAACUGUAACAAAUGUGGGAAAAUCAAACAGUGUUUAUCGAGCAGCGGUUUAUCCUCCUAAAGGAAUUAAUGUAGAAGUGAUCCCAAAGUUUCUUGUUUUUACAAGCUAUGGGCAGAAGAUGAGCUUUAAAGUAAACUUCAGAGUGGAUAAACCUUCGAAGGAUUAUGUUUUUGGUUCUUUAGCAUGGCAAUCAAAAGAUGUUAGGGUCACCAGUCCACUGGUAGUUGGAAUUGCUUCUUCCAGUGUAGGCAUGAUUUGAAAAUAAAUAGUUCGGUAAACAGGAAAGGUCAGAUAUCGGUUUAGAAGCAACAGGAGAUUGGAAUACAUAAUGAUUUGUUUGAAAUUGGUGAGGAAUUUGUAAUAUUUAAUUGUUGUAAAAUUUAAUAAUUUCUUUUAUUUUGACAGCAUGAAAAUUGUACGCUGCUGUCAAAUCCUUUUCUUUUAAUAGAUUGUGGAUAUUUAGGGUCUGUUUGAGGCAGCUUAUUU
Phalaenopsis equestris is the source of this 2551-nucleotide messenger RNA. Its product is annotated as subtilisin-like protease SBT5.3. Lineage: Eukaryota; Viridiplantae; Streptophyta; Magnoliopsida; Asparagales; Orchidaceae. Gene Ontology annotation, biological process: proteolysis. The record is from RefSeq and is a predicted model, not a curated record. The transcript is spliced from 11 exons. Bases 27 to 2324 code for a protein of 765 amino acids. Gene Ontology annotation, molecular function: serine-type endopeptidase activity.